Molecule: messenger RNA, 621 nt
Organism: Cynara cardunculus var. scolymus (artichoke)
Lineage: Eukaryota; Viridiplantae; Streptophyta; Magnoliopsida; Asterales; Asteraceae
Product: putative protein TIC 214 N-terminal part
Exons: 1
Coding region: 46-621 (191 amino acids)
Cellular component (GO): membrane
Source: RefSeq, a predicted model, not a curated record
UAAUAAUCCAGAAAUUGCAAUAGAAAAGAAAAAGGGAGGUUUGUGAUGAUUUUGAAAUCUUUUCUACUAGGUAAUCUAGUAUCCUUAUGCAUGAAGAUAAUCAAUUMGGUCGUUGUGGUCRGACUCUAUUAUGGAUUUCUGACCACAUUCUCCAUAGGACCCUCCUAUCUCUUCCUUCUCCGAGCUCACGUUAUGGAAGAAGGAGAAGAAGGAACCGAGAAGAAGGUAUCAGCAACAAUUGGUUUUAUUACGGGACAGCUCAUAAUGUUCAUAUCGAUCUAUUAUGCGCCUCUGCAUCUAGCACUGGGUAGACCUCAUACAAUAACUGUCCUAGUUCUACCGUAUCUUUUGUUUCAUUUCUUCUGCAAUACUCACAUACACUUCUUUGAUUAUGGAUCUACUACCAGAAAUUCAAUGCGUAAUCUCAGCAUUCAAUGUGUAUUCCUAAAUAAUCUCAUUUUUCAAUUAUUCAAUCAUUUCAUUUUCCCAAGUUCAAUGUUAGCGAGAUUAGUCAACAUUUUUAUGUWUCGAUGUAACAGCAAGAUGCUAUUUGUAACAAGUAGUUUUUUUGGUUGGAUAAUUGGUCACAUUUUAUUCAUGAAAUGGAUUGGAAAAGAUUAA